Vicia villosa (hairy vetch) is the source of this 1022-nucleotide messenger RNA. Its product is annotated as probable glutamate dehydrogenase 3. Gene Ontology annotation, biological process: L-glutamate catabolic process. Gene Ontology annotation, cellular component: mitochondrion. The transcript has 6 exons. NCBI's taxonomy places the organism in Eukaryota, Viridiplantae, Streptophyta, Magnoliopsida, Fabales, Fabaceae. Gene Ontology annotation, molecular function: L-glutamate dehydrogenase (NAD+) activity. The coding region runs from base 318 to 845 and encodes 175 amino acids. The record is from RefSeq and is a predicted model, not a curated record.
UUCUCAGUUUGACACUGGAGACUCUGUACUUAAUCUUCCUUUACCAGAGCGUUGGGUGAUUUCAAAACAUCAUUUGCUUAUUGAAUCUGUUAGUGCAAGCUAUAACAAAUUUUUCUUUGGAGAAGUGGGAAGAGAAACAUAUGAUUUCUUUUGGGCUGAUUUUGCUGGUGGUACAUUGAGGCUAGUAAAGGGCGGCUUUACAACUCUGGAAAUGAUGGAAACUCUAUUGCUUUUAUGGCACAAGCUAUUUUAUUGUAUACUUUUGAGAACAUACUUAAAGUGCUACAUCCUUUCAUGCCAUUUGUAACAGAGGAACUAUGGCAGCUACCAACAGGAAAUUUAAGUUGGCUUCUAGGCUUUUGGGAUUGGAUUCCAAGCUCGAGAAAAGUUUACUCAUUCCAUUCAGAGAGAUCAAGGUUGAAUGUACCAUUCCAAAAGACGACAGAACGUUGCAGUCUUACAUUGGGUUUCGAGUUCAACAUAAUAAUGAUAGAGGCCCUGUGAAAGGAGGGAUCAAAUACCAUCCUGAGGUUGAUCCAGAUGAGGUGAAUGCUUUAGCACAACUAAUGACAUGGAAAACAGUUGUAGCUAAUAUACCUUAUGGUGGCGCGAAAGGAGGGAUAGGGUGUAACCCUUCAGAGCUAAGUCUAUCUGAGUUAGAAAGACUUACAGGAACGCGUCCUCUUCCUGACAUACAUAAUACUCCAAAAGGAGUUAAAGCUCGAAUUUGGGUAGCACUGACUACCUUUUUCUUGAUGGUAUUUUCUCUUUUCCGUCAAUUUUCUUGCCGCAUGACCAACAAACUUCCUGGAAUAUCAUCUAAUGAAGAUCAGAAAAAGUCAUAACCAACUCUCGAGACAAAAAAUGUGGAAGUUCUUUCUCCAUCAACUAAAGAAAAUACAGAGGAAAUUCUCCUUCCCUCGUUGCUAAAAAGGUUAGGUGAUUUGUGCAUUGUUGGAAAUUGGAAAGUCAAUAAUGGCCAUCGAGGAGUCACGUUCGGCUGGAGAGAACUAGUUUUCUUA